GCAUUUGAACCCCCAAAGGCUAAUUGUCGACUCUUGAAUCCAUCCAGCUGCCUCAUACUAAUACAAGUCUGCCUCAACUAUACAGUGGUCAUGUCUACACGGAGCAAGAAUAGUCGCAACCAGGUGCAGUUAAUCCACGCCGACAAAACGGUACCAACAAAAUCCAACAGCCAACAAACACUGGCGGGUGUGCUCCAAGAAGAGUGCCCGAAUCUGGCCAACGGUGCACGCUUUGUUCCCUCACCGCUUGUUCCUGGUCCUCAUGCCCAGACAAUAUACGCAUUCUUGGCAUACUAUGUCUAUUACGCUGAAAGCAUCAUGUUCCCAAAGUUUACUCGUGAGCUGUUCAAGUUGCCCGACGGCGGCACGCUGGCGCUGGAUUGGGCGCGCUGCAAUAACUACACAGAGAGGCCGGUUGUGGUCAUUAUUUCGGGUGUAACUGGCACAAGCAACGACUUUUAUGUGCGGAGGUGCUAUGCUGCACUGAUAAAGCUAGACUACUCGGUGGUCGUCGUGCAUAGCCGGGGAUGCGGCGGAUCGAAGCUGACAUCACCGAUGCCAUUUCACUGCGGAUAUACUGGUGACUACCGUGAGGUUGUUGCUCAUCUGCACACCAGACCUCCCAAACUGCAGGCUGCUGGGGCUCGGGUUCUCUCUGGGUGCAAACAUUCUUGCAAACCUAUCGCUGUCGGCAACCCGUAUAACCUCUACAAGGUCGUCGUGCAUCUCGACUCGCAGUUUAUCCUCCAUCCCAGCAAGGUCUAUGGAGUGGCGAUCCUGAACUUUUUGAAAACCGCAUUUGCCACUAACAAACAGCAGAUCCUGGAGGCACCUAUCAAACUAGAUGAGGACAGGAUCCGGUGUGCGGCUACGCUGGUCGAAUUCACCGAGGCGAUGACGCGGCGGGUGUAUGGUUAUCCGUCUGCAAAAGCCCUGCUUGAGGACUCGAACAGUGGCGAUUUUUUGCACAACAUCCAGAUCCCAAUGCUGUUCUUGAACUCGCUGGAUGACCCAAUUUGUGCCAACCCGCAUAUUGUCCUUGGAUUGACGGAGCAUGGAGGACACAUCGGGUAUAUGGGGCGCACAUGGCCCACAUCGUGGAUCGAGCUGCCUGUGGCCCAGUUCUUCCAGUGCGCCCUAAAGCACUAUGGCUGAGUCCUCUCAGCAGUUACGGCUUCUGCGCGGAGUAGCAUGACGCUUCAGGCUAUUUAAAUAUAUUGCCCAUCCAACCAGCAGUCUUGGAGUAG
Molecule: messenger RNA, 1247 nt
Organism: Linderina pennispora
Lineage: Eukaryota; Fungi; Kickxellomycota; Kickxellomycetes; Kickxellales; Kickxellaceae
Product: AB-hydrolase YheT
Exons: 4
Coding region: 91-1155 (354 amino acids)
Biological process (GO): medium-chain fatty acid biosynthetic process; medium-chain fatty acid catabolic process
Molecular function (GO): monoacylglycerol lipase activity; acetylesterase activity
Source: RefSeq, a predicted model, not a curated record